Molecule: messenger RNA, 1585 nt
Organism: Camellia sinensis
Lineage: Eukaryota; Viridiplantae; Streptophyta; Magnoliopsida; Ericales; Theaceae
Source: RefSeq, a predicted model, not a curated record
AUGAUAGCCACCAAUGAAUAUGCAAGAAAGGACUUGGACAAGAAAAUGCUGAUCACAGAAAAGAGUGUUAUCUCCAACGUCCUUACACACAUGGUUGUGAAGAAAAAUGGGACAAAGUUUAGAAGCAGUACAAUAAUAGCUCAAAAGAGAGAACUGGUGCUCGGAUUGGGGUUCAUCGAUGCGAGGUAUAGUGGAGACUGGUCAAGGAUUGGAGUGAUUUCAAAGGAGACUGAAGAUUUGUUAAAGCUUGCAGCAUUUGUUGUAGUCCCUUGGUAUAGUGGAGACUGGUCAAGGAUUGGAGUGAUUUCAAAGGAGACUGAAGAUUUGUUAAAGCUUGCAGCAUUUGUUUGGCCACCAGUGGCUGUUCCUCCACCUUCUCCUACUCCCACGACUGCUCCUCCUCUUCACCACCAUUCCAUGUCCAUGGAAAACCCCAAUCGCCUCUCCAACGACGAGUGGCCGCCGGCGACUGUUCCUCCACCUCCUCCUACUCCCACGGCUGCUCCUCCUCUUCACCACCAUUCCAUGCCCAUGGAAAACCCUAAUCGCCUCUCCAACAACGAGGUUAACUGCAAAGGUGAACAUCCUAUGGGUUUCGCUCUCUUCACUACUCCUCCUUUUGCCAUUGCUGCCAAAGAUGCCCUUCAGGAGAUGGUGUUUGAUGAGGAAUCAAAUAUCUCUGUAAUGAGUAAACCAAUUUGGAAGCAGAAUUUGGUUCAUUACUCCAUAGUUGUAAGAUCUGUUUAUAACAGACUGUUGGUUGACCCCCGAUUUGUUUGGAACAGAAAUAUUUUGGAGGAGCUCAUUGAGAAUAAGCUUGAUGGGUUUAUCAUCCCUCUGUUACAAGGGAAUAUCCUGAAGCUUUUCAAUGCUUAUUUUGUGUGUGCGUGUGCGCGCAUGUGUUUAUGCAUGAGCACAUGCGUGCGUGUUAAAGGUAACUAUGGAUGCAAGAGUAGUUUCUUAUUUAUGGUGUUUUCACUUAACCAAGGCAUAAGCUAUCGGACUGGACAACUCAAGCUGAAAAAUUCACCAGCCAUAAUUACUUUAAUUUCAAGGAGGUGUACAUGGCGCUUAGGGACCCGAAUGUGGAAAAGAGGGGCUAACCUUGAAGGUUCUAUGUCUUCAUUUUUACAGAUUCGAGGUUCAAUUCCACUCAUUUGGGAGCAAAUUGUUGAUUUGAGCUAUAAACCACGACUUAAUAUUAUUGAUCAUGAGCAAACAUCAAAGGUUGUGGAGCGCCAUUUUCAUGAUAUUAUAGAAAGAUACGGAGAGACUGUAGCAGUUGACCUAACCAAUAAGCAUGGCGAUGAGGGUCAACUGAGUAUGGCAUAUGCUACUGAAAUGGAAAAGCUGCCAAAUGUGAGAUAUAUUUCAUUUGAUUUCCAUCACUAUUGUGGCAACUCAAACCUCGACAAUAUACAAGUUCUCUAUGACCAAGUCUCUAAGGAUCUUCAAAAGGAAGGGUAAUCAACAGAACCAGAGUAUAAUUUUCAUAAUUUAGAACAUUUUCUGAAUAAAAUGUCACAAUCUAGGUAUAUGGGUUUUCCAUAAUUCUGUUUUUAAUCAUUAUUAUUCCAACUGAGCA